This is a messenger RNA of Manihot esculenta (cassava), 2035 nucleotides long. Its product is annotated as probable protein phosphatase 2C 49. Gene Ontology annotation, biological process: protein dephosphorylation. The coding region runs from base 810 to 1706 and encodes 298 amino acids. Lineage: Eukaryota; Viridiplantae; Streptophyta; Magnoliopsida; Malpighiales; Euphorbiaceae. The record is from RefSeq and is a predicted model, not a curated record. The transcript has 4 exons. Gene Ontology annotation, molecular function: cation binding; protein serine/threonine phosphatase activity.
GGUGGAUGUUCAAUACUUUGCUAAAGGGAGUGCCGUCCACGAGAUUGAGGAUGUCGUUAACAUAUCGCCCAGAAAGUUAAAUCAAGUUCCUGUUUCGGAUCCGGCACCUGUCGAUUUAUCUACCCCUCAAGUGGAACUGGUGAUGCCGAAUCAUUAUUUCUCGUGCUUGUCUAGAUCGGAUUUGUGUUUAAAGAUGAGCUGAAUUUUACAUGGAAAUUUGCUUUAUCCAUAAAGCUGAAGUACCCCCAUUCCCCAUGGGAUCACAUAUUGGAUUGAUUGACUAAAAAGAAUAGUCUAAGUCAGUUUUGCCCUUUUACUUUAGUUAAUUUAGAGCAUCUGUAUGAUCAUUUUUAUCUAUGCUGAACAUGUUAUGACUGAUGGAAAUGAUGUACUAUUUUGUUGUAGCCGUUGGAAGAUCUUUGAACUUUGUCUUGUGUGCAUAAAGUAUGAUUUUAGGAUAUAAUUUUAGCCCUUGCAAACUCAAGCUUCAUUAUUUAGCAAUUCGAUAAUUUAAUAACUUUAGAAUUGUUUCUCCAUGUAUGUAAUAAAAAACUGGUAAAUUGCUAUGUACCUCUGUUCAAUGAACUCUGCAUAUUUGUAGACUUUAGUGCUUGUGAGGGAUGAAGUGUUAUUGUGAGCAUCAUUGAUACUAUGCAGGAAACGAAAAACUUAAAAUCGAUCCACACCCUUUUUUGUAGGAUUUUAAAUCUGCCGAGAAAAUUCCGGAUGUGUGUCUUGAGAAUACAAUCUUUCAAUUUGUUCCCAGCAUCCGUUCUGGCAGCUUUGCUGACAUUGGGCCAAGAAGAUAUAUGGAAGAUGAGCACAUACGGAUAGAUGAUCUGUCCACACACCUCGGUUCCCUUUUCAAGUUUCCUAAGCCAAGUGCUUUUUAUGCGGUUUUUGAUGGUCAUGGAGGACCUGAAGCAGCAACUUAUAUUAGGAAAAAUGCAAUCAGACUCUUUUUUGAAGAUGUUAAUUUUCCCCAAACAUAUGAAGAUGAUAAUAUCUUCUUGAAAGAGGUCGAGAACUCCCUUCGGAAAGCAUUUCUUCUGGCUGACCUAGCUUUGGCAGAUGACCAUAGUGUGAGCAGUUCUUCCGGGACAACAGCACUUACAGCUUUUAUAUUUGGAAGGCUAUUAAUGGUGGCCAACGCUGGUGAUUGCCGAGCAGUUCUCUCUCGGAAAGGAGAGGCAAUAGAUAUGUCUCAAGACCAUAGGCCUAUUUAUCCGUCAGAACGAAGGCGUGUUGAAGAACUGGGUGGGUACAUUGAUGAUGGAUAUCUCAAUGGUGUUUUAUCAGUUUCUCGAGCCCUUGGGGAUUGGGACAUGAAAAACCCUCGAGGUGCUCCUUCUCCCCUCAUUGCAGAGCCAGAGUUCCAACAGAUGGUUCUCACAGAGGAUGAUGAGUUUCUCAUAAUUGGUUGUGAUGGGAUUUGGGAUGUAAUGUCCAGUCAGCAUGCUGUUAGCCUUGUCCGUCGUGGGUUGAGGCGGCAUGAUGAUCCAGAUCAGUGUGCUAGGGACCUUGUAAUGGAGGCCUUGCGCCAGAACACAUUUGACAAUCUGACGGUGAUUGUUGUCUGCUUCUCCUCCCUUGAAAAUAGGGAGUCAUCAUCACCACCUAGGCAACGGAGACAGAGGUGUUGUAGCCUCUCUGCAGAAGCCUUGUGCAGCUUAAGAAGCCUGUUGGAUAGCAGUGGCAGCCGUUGAAUGUGCAUAGCAUAAUUUUUAAAUAAAUCCCCUUUUUGGAGGGUGAAUAACUGUUUCUGGCUGCUUCAGUUUAACGCUAGAAAAAGCAGCCGGCAUUUUUGUAGGUGCUCUGAUUUUUCAAACAGCAGGGUGUGAGUUGGAUGGAUGUAUAUAGCUGGUGGCUGGUGGGUGGGUGCUGAGAGUGAAAUGCUGUAAUUUAUGACGUGUUCAUCGGGGGGACUUAUUUAUUCUAAUGGUCCAUUAUUGUUGUCCAUUGCGCUUAUUCUGUUUUCAAUUGUGUACGCUCAUGUAUAUAUAGUUUGAAUAAAAGAUCUUGAUUUUUGCUUCCA